Messenger RNA from Tyto alba (common barn owl), 2110 nucleotides. RefSeq names its product protein kinase AMP-activated non-catalytic subunit beta 2 (gene PRKAB2). The coding region runs from base 478 to 1302 and encodes 274 amino acids. NCBI's taxonomy places the organism in Eukaryota, Metazoa, Chordata, Aves, Strigiformes, Tytonidae. Gene Ontology annotation, biological process: signal transduction. Gene Ontology annotation, molecular function: protein kinase binding. The record is from RefSeq and is a predicted model, not a curated record. The transcript has 8 exons. Gene Ontology annotation, cellular component: nucleus; cytoplasm; nucleotide-activated protein kinase complex.
CGGAGUUACUGAGGAAGGAGCUCCUCAACAGCAGGUCUAGUGGUACAGGGUUUGUGAGGAGCGGGCUGAGCCUUCUCCAGGGCAGAGGGGGAAGGUGGCAGAGCAGGUGGUGUAGCUCAUCUGACCUGGAUCUUCAGGUAUACUUGAUCCUCACUGAGUGGGGGUGGGGGUACAGUGCCCUCUCAAACUGCCUUUUAGCCCUCAGGAGUUAAGAAAUACUUCAGUAAUUGCUCCGCAAUGUUCUAAAGCCUGGCUUUGGCUGCCAGCCUUGCCUGGCACCCUUCAUAUAACUUGAUCUUCUAAACAAAUACCCAAAUGUCGCAACUAAGCGCGUGGAGCAAGGCUGGCUGUCCUCUUGCCUUGCCCUGCGGAGCCCAUGAUCAGUGCAGUAAGCUGAAAGCUGCAAAUUAAGCCUGGGAAGGGGGCAAGAACCCCAAUCCAUCCUGGCUGCUAGAAACUGGGGGCUGCUGAGCUGUCAUGGGGAACACCACCAGCGAGCGAGUGUCUGGGGAACGCCAUGGCUCCAAGUCCCACCGCUCAGACGGCUCCGGUGCCCCCCACCCCGCCAAGGAGCACCCGCACAAGAUCAUGGUGGGGAGCACUGAUGACCCCAGUGUUUUCAGCUCCCACGAUUCCAAGAUUGCUGGGGACAAGGAGUUUGUGUCGUGGCAGCCAGAUCUGGAGGAGUCAGUGAAACCGUCCCAACAGGCUCGUCCCACUGUCAUCCGCUGGGCUGAUGGAGGCAAAGAGGUCUUCAUCUCCGGAUCUUUCAACAACUGGAGCACCAAGAUCCCACUCAUCAAGAGCCACAAUGACUUUGUCGCUAUCCUGGACCUCCCAGAAGGAGAGCACCAGUACAAAUUUUUUGUGGAUGGCCAAUGGGUCCAUGACCCAUCUGAGCCUGUGGUCACCAGCCAGAUGGGGACGAUUAACAACCUGAUUCACGUCAAGAAGUCUGACUUUGAGGUCUUUGAUGCUUUGAAGGUGGAUUCCUUGGAGAGCUCAGAAACCUCAGGUCGGGACUUAUCAAGCUCACCCCCCGGACCUUAUGGCCAAGAAAUGUACGUAUACCGGCCCGAGGAGCGCUUCAAAUCCCCACCCAUCCUCCCGCCUCACCUCCUCCAGGUCAUCCUGAACAAGGACACCAAUAUCUCGUGUGACCCCGCACUGCUGCCCGAACCCAACCACGUCAUGCUCAAUCACCUCUACGCGCUCUCCAUCAAGGACGGCGUGAUGGUGCUCAGUGCCACGCACCGCUACAAGAAGAAGUACGUCACCACGCUGCUGUACAAGCCCAUCUGAGCCGGGGCCUCGCCCGCCCCCCCCAACGCAGGACACGAAAAGCCGCUUUGUCUGCACACACUGGGCCACGGGACUCUGUGAGAACUGGCCGCUGGCUCCAGCCUCGAACCUGGCAGGGACGCGGGCCCAGGCGCUGAGCCCAGGGCCGCUGGGGCCUGUGACACUGCCCCAUCCUACUGGUGUGGUUUGAUUUAACCCUUGGUUUCCACCCACCUACAGCUCCCCUUGGCUUCUGUGAGUCUCUGGGGCCACUUUGUUUGCUGCUCACCAGAACAGCCUUUCCUCACGCCCAACACGGAAAGGGCUUCACGCUACCCGACUUCUCCAGCCUGCAAGCGCCCCGAGGUGGUCCUGGCACUGUCCCCCAGGCCUCCGGGAAUGUGUCCUGCCUGCUGAAGGUUGCUGUGCUGUCCUGGUGAUGGGCCUCCGAGGCCACCUUCAUCCCUAGGGGCUCUGGGACACCCCAGCCUGCCACCCGCCCCUCGGCUCUGGCUGCAGCCCCAGCCCUCUGCCAGGUUCGGCGUCGAGCCAGCGGGAGGGAGGUUACAGCCGGACGCAGCCACGCUUACCUGCGGCCGGGACGGCCCCGUCGAGGACUGAACGCCCCGUCCCCAACCUCGAGUGCUUCUGCGGGGCAGGGCUGGCUUCGUCACAGCCGGAGGGGCACCUGCACCCACCCACGCUGGAGGGGGCCCAGGGAGAGCGGAGCAGGGCAGGUACCCCAGGGCCCCGGCUACACCGCCCGCCGCCGGAGCAGUGCCAUGUGACAGGGUUUUCUCUAUUUAUUACAGUAUUUAUUGUUCUCGGU